UCUUCUUAAUUCAAUUUCAAAGUUGUUUUAGAUGGAAAAAAUGAAGCUGUUUUUGGUCGUCUUCCUUUCUCUCACUGCCUCCCUCACCUAUGCAUCUGAUCCGAGUCCCCUGCAAGACUUCUGUGUGGCUGACAAUGCAAGCCAAUUGUUUGUGAAUGGCAAGGUGUGCAAGGAUCCAAAGUUGGCACAAGCAAAUGACUUCUUCUUUGCUGGGCUCGACAAGCCCGGCAACACGGCCAACGCACUAGGCUCGAGGGUUACCCAAGUUAACGUAGCACAGAUAGCAGGCCUCAACACUCUUGGCAUCUCCAUGGUCCGCAUAGACUACGCUCCUGGUGGUCAGAACCCUCCCCACACCCACCCUCGUGCCACCGAGAUCUUAACGGUACUUGAAGGCUCCCUUUACGUCGGUUUUGUGACAAGUAAUCCCGACAACCGCUUGAUCACCAAGACACUUCAAAAGGGAGACGUGUUUGUUUUCCCUGAAGGCCUCAUUCAUUUCCAGCAAAAUGUGGGGUAUAAUAAUGCGGUGGCCAUUGCGGCCUUGAGCAGCCAGAAUCCAGGGGUGAUCACUAUUGCUAAUGCAGUUUUCGGAUCGAA
Molecule: messenger RNA, 600 nt
Organism: Amborella trichopoda
Lineage: Eukaryota; Viridiplantae; Streptophyta; Magnoliopsida; Amborellales; Amborellaceae
Product: putative germin-like protein 2-1
Molecular function (GO): manganese ion binding
Source: RefSeq, a predicted model, not a curated record